This is a messenger RNA of Vombatus ursinus (common wombat), 3351 nucleotides long. It is a transcript of the gene TRIM13, whose product is annotated as tripartite motif containing 13. Lineage: Eukaryota; Metazoa; Chordata; Mammalia; Diprotodontia; Vombatidae. The record is from RefSeq and is a predicted model, not a curated record. The transcript is spliced from 2 exons. The coding region runs from base 111 to 1340 and encodes 409 amino acids. Gene Ontology annotation, biological process: innate immune response; positive regulation of macroautophagy; positive regulation of canonical NF-kappaB signal transduction. Gene Ontology annotation, molecular function: zinc ion binding.
AAGCCGCCUCGUGCCUGGGCAGCGCAGCUGCGCCACUCGGGUAGCUCGAGCCCCGGCUGUUGUUGCUUCUGCUGCUGCCCGCACACGCACCCCACGAGCAGCUGCAGGAUAUGAUGGAGCUGCUGGAGGAAGACCUUACAUGCCCUAUUUGUUGCAGCUUGUUUGAUGAUCCCCGGGUUUUGCCCUGCUCUCACAAUUUCUGCAAAAAAUGCCUGGAAGGUAUCUUGGAGGGCAAUGUCCGGAAUAUGCUGUGGAGACAAUCCCCUUUCAAGUGCCCCACUUGCCGGAAGGAAACUUCAGCUACUGGAGUCAAUAGCCUGCAGGUCAAUUACUCCCUGAAGGGAAUUGUGGAAAAAUACAACAAGAUCAAAGUGUCUCCCAAAAUGCCCGUGUGUAAGGGUCAUGUAGGACAGCCCCUCAACAUCUUCUGCUUGACAGACAUGCAGCUCAUCUGCGGGAUAUGUGCCACUCGGGGCAGUCACACCAAGCACGUCUUCUGCUCUAUUGAAGAUGCCUACGCUCAGGAAAGGAGUGCCUUUGAAUCGCUGUUUCAAGGUUUUGAGACCUGGCGUAGGGGAGAUGCUCUUUCUCGUCUGGACACCUUAGAGACAAGCAAGAGGAAAUCCCUGCAACUCCUGACUAAGGAUUCAGAUAAGGUGAAGGAGUUCUUUGAGAAACUGCAGCACACUUUAGAGCAGAAGAAGAAUGAGAUCCUGUCUGACUUUGAGACCAUGAAGCUAGCAGUCAUGCAGACCUACGACCCAGAGAUCAACAAGCUCAAUACAAUCUUGCAGGAGCAACGGAUGGCUUUUAACAUUGCGGAAGCCUUCAAGGAUGUAUCAGAACCCAUUGUAUUCCUACAGCAGAUGCAGGAAUUUAGGGAAAAAAUCAAAGUCAUCAAGGAGACCCCUUUACCUUCCUCUAAUUUGCCUGUAAACCCUAUAUUUAAGAACUUUGAUACCAGUCAGUGGGAGGGAAUAAAACUAGUAGAUGUGGACAAAAUGUCAUUGCCUCAAGAAACUGCCCCAUUCACCAGCAAGAUUCCUUGGAGCUUUUAUCAGAUAUUUGUGGUACUCUGUCUUGUUGGCCUUCUUGUUUACUUCACUCCUACAGUGUCCCUGGAUGGAUCUUUAUUUGAUGAUUUCUCAAUCUGGAAAGCCCAUCUCUUCAGCUUCAGCUCUAGUUAUCUGACAGAAUCAGCCGAAAUUGCAGAUCAAGCAAUUUUGUACUGGGAACAGGCGGUGGAUGAGGUUUUUGUUUUCAGUGAAAGGUUCAAGAAUUACACUUUAGUGUUGCUGAAUGGUGUGGCAGAAUUUGUUUGCAAAUAUAAACUAUUAUAAAAAUCUGUUGCAAGUACACAAUCCUAUUUCUGUCUUUUGUCCCUAGCUGACAGGACUAACUUACAACCUGUGAAAAAGAUUUAAAAAAAUACUUGUUAAAGAACACACGCUCUAAACUAGUGGCUCAGUUGGAAUAGCUUCUGGCAGAAAUAUCUUUAUACAGAAGCAUUCCCAUGGAACCAACAUCUUAUGCGUGUGUAUACUCUUCAUGUUAAAAAUCUAAGGGUAAAAGUGAAACAGGAUGGAAUCUUGAAAUACCAUUUCUCCUCUGAAAUGCUUUUUUAAGCAGGCCUCUCCCUCCCCCAAGUUGGUUUUAUCUAGGCUGUGACAAAAAUGGAAAACACAAUGAAAACAUGUGAUCUAUAACAUUUUGUACAAAUUGCACUACAGUAGUAUAAACUAAUUAUUUCACAAUAUGCAGUAGAGAUUGUGCUUGGAAAGUGGUAUUUUUUUCUAUUAAUGAGACAUCUCCAGAACAAGACUUGUGAAGAUCUGAACUCAUUUGAUUCCCACCCCCCUUUUUUUAUCUAGUGAUGGUCCAUUGAUUGUUGAAUCUUUGUGUUAACUAAAAUAACUAGUUUACAUUUUUUGGUGAGCUGUAUUAAUAUUUUCAGCUUAAUUUUUCCACCUUAAUAAUGUAAAUUAUCCUUGAUGUACUCUGCCCUAUUAUAUUCUUAAUUGAUCUCUAAAUAUCUUAAAAUAUUAGAGCCAGUGUGGUUUAGAACUAUACUUGAAAAUGUUAGUUUUUCGAUAUAUCAAUUUUAGGUAAUUUUUUAAAAGGCCCUCUUACCUUUGCUAUGACCCACAGUGCUUGAAAAAAAAAAAAGAGUUGCAGGUUUCUGUGGCUAAAUAUGGGAAACUGUUUUUACUCUGUUUCCCCUGGAUCGGAACUCUGCAGGUAUAGAUGAAGGUAAGAAAUAGGCCCAACAUAUGGUAGGAGCAGCUCUCUCUCCUGGAUGUCACCAGCACAUUUCUGUGUUCCACUUGGAGCUAAAGUAUCGAGGCAGCUGAACUACUAAGUAAAUCCUCAUACUUAAGGGUAUACCUUUGUUGUUUUUGUUUUUAAGAAGAGGAAUAAAGUUGGUCAGUCACUUUAUGAUGGAUGAAAUGUAACCUGUCAGCAGGUACUGUAAAACACAGUUAUCAGGCAAACAUUGCCCUACCUGCUGGCAUGAAAACACUAUUGUCUGUCUUCUGCAGAGCACAUGCUUAUUAUUUCUCUUACUUGGCCAAUUUCCUACAGGAAUAAAAAGUGGAUCUUAUCUUGAAACUGUUUUGUUCUCUACCUGAACAGUAGAGAUACAGGGUGUGCUACUUUAAUUGGAAAUUUAUUUUAUUUUUAGUAACUAGAAGAAUUUCAUGAAAACGAGUAGGUCAACUUGGUUCCCUUUCUUCAGUGGAAAUAGGGGAAGGUAAUGACUUGAAGGACUUUUCUAUCUCUAAAAUUCUGUGAUUCUGGAUAGGAGAGUGAGAAGAAAGGGAAGCCAAAUCAAGAAACUGGUUAAGAUGCAGAAUUUUCUUUAGGAUGUGGUUUAAAGUUUAGGGAAUUAAAAUCUGGGUGAAGUACUGGCUGUAUCACACCUAAAUAUCAUAGUCUAACACUAUGGUUUUAAUUAGAAGGCAUUGGGUGAUUUUAUACUGAAUGAAUUAUAAACAAUUACAUAGACUUGUUACUCCCUCAUCUUCUCUACUAUUCUCCAUCGCAUCCGUGAAAAUAUUUCUUCAUACACAGAAAUGAGAAUUUACCUUUUAUAAAAGUGGUCUAGAAUUUUAUUUUGGAAUUGUUAAUUCUUUGAAGCUAAAAUCUGUUCUUUAAAUCAUACUUUUAAUAUUUCAUAUUACUUUGAAGAUAAUCUUUGAUCAACAUUUUUUUUUAAUAGAGUGAAGGACAAAGGGUUACUGAGUUGAGGUUGAAAUUUCUUCUCUAAAGUAUCUUAUCUUGACAGCAUUCCAAAAGUACUCAGCCGUUCCACCUUUCAUUUCCUAUACUGGCAGUUACCAAGCAACCUGA